Messenger RNA from Protopolystoma xenopodis, 966 nucleotides. The record is from the annotation of a GenBank genome assembly. NCBI's taxonomy places the organism in Eukaryota, Metazoa, Platyhelminthes, Monogenea, Polystomatidea, Polystomatidae.
GGUGGAAAUUGUAAACGAGUCGAGUCCGGCCGGGAUGAGAAUAGCUUUUGUGAAGACCUGAGACCUAAUCAGCGGAAAUUCGACUAUCUUUCCUUUCGGCGCAGCAUGUAUUUGAUGUACAUUCGCCAUGUUCGACUCUUCUACCCGCAACCAAUCAGUCGUAUCUCACUUUGUCCGUCAUGUGUUUUUUCCACACAACCCACACAGCCCAAUUCUAAAUGCCAUGCUCUCUUCUUUCGUGCUCAGCUCAUGCUUUCCGUGGCCUCGGACGCCGUCAAAGAGGCCAACAAGCUGGCGACUGACAGGUCGACGAAGCCGGACUCGCACGCCAAAGGCGGCAGACAACAUUCGACCAAGGGCCGGACGAACGAAGCUGUCGCCAAGGCGACGGAUCUUCCGAUGUCAAAGGUUAGUGGAUGGAACUUGUCUCUUCUCUUCUUCCUUUCGCCCCUACGAACUGCCAUAAACUCGGUUCUUCCGGUACCACACAAGCCCUUUGGACAGCCAUCCAGCAGGUCCCGCUUUGCAGCUUUUCGGCUGUUCGGCUGUUCGGCUGCACAUUGUCACUCGAUUCAACCAGUCGACCGGUCUUCGGGACGUCUCCGAAUGGACUGUCCGAUUGGGCCGAAUCUGCUUCGUGAGACCGCUUCUCCGGAACGAACAAAGAGCAAAGACCCUGUCGACUUCUUGCCGCAGUCCACGGAAGACUGGGCCUGUUACGAGGCUCCGGAGGCUCUGAUCGAAGUCUGCUGCGUCGUUUACCGCCAGUUCCUGCGGGAGACGGCCUCACCAGCCUCCGGUCCGCCCGACGUCCCUCCAGUCUCGAGACACUUCGAGGCUGUUCACCGACCGACGGCUCAGAAGUGGCAACUACGGGCGCUUCGUCUGCCUAACCAGAUCACAAUUCCCUAUCCGGUGAGACCUUUUCUCAUGGGCGUGGUAUGUGAUUUAAGAAUUGGUGGUUGA